This is a messenger RNA of Papaver somniferum (opium poppy), 1119 nucleotides long. RefSeq lists its product as uncharacterized. NCBI's taxonomy places the organism in Eukaryota, Viridiplantae, Streptophyta, Magnoliopsida, Ranunculales, Papaveraceae. The transcript has 2 exons. The record is from RefSeq and is a predicted model, not a curated record. Bases 1 to 1119 code for a protein of 372 amino acids.
AUGAUUGAUGCAGCAAGUGGUGGAGCUAUAGUUGACAAGACACCCGCACAUGCAAGAGCUUUGAUUGAGAAUAUGGCAUCUAAUUCGCAGCAAUUCUCCACCCGAUCAGAAACUCUUUUCAAGAAGGUGAAUGAGGUUGGUGAAGCUUCUCAUAUGGAACAAAGGAUGUGUAAUAUGGAGAGAAUGACGCAACAAAUUUCUGCAGUGAUUGUUCCAUCGCAUGAUGGCAAUAUGGAGCACGCAAAUGCUAUGUACCAAAAUCAGCAAAGGCCGAGGUAUGAUCCGUACUCCAACACAUACAAUCCGGGUUGGCGAGAUCAUCCAAAUUUCAGUUACGCUAUCAAGCAAGCUGCAACAAAUCCUACUUUCAAUCAACAAGCAGGCUACCAAUUCAUGCAAAGACCACAACAAGAAUCUCAAGAAACAAGUGUGGAUGACAAGUUUGCCCUUAUGAUGAAAGGUAUGCAAGAGAUUUCAAAGUCAGUGCAAGGGUUCAACCAAUUCCAGCAGAAAUUCGAGAUGGCUAUGAGAGAUGUGGAAAACCAAAUUAGUCAAUUUGCUAGUGAUAUGAAUCAACUCAAGGCACAAGGAUUUGGAAAACUUCCUUCACAACCGUUGAACCAUAAGGAGGACGUCAAUGCUAUUGAGCUAAGAAGUGCAAAGCAAGUAGAGAAACCGGCAACAUCACCGGAGCACCAUGAAUCUGUUUUGGAGCACCAAGAGGAUGAGACAACCCCUAACAAGGCUGAUUUGGUACCAGAUUCUAACUCUAAACCUCUUGUUUCUACUAAUGUCACUUCUCCUCCUUUUCCUAGUAGGUUUGCAAAGUCCAAGAAGGAGACACUAUACAAGGAGAUUUAUGAGAUUUUCAAGAAUAUCCAAGUGAACAUACCACUCCUUGAGGCGAUAAGGCAAGUUCCUCGCUACACAAAGUUCUUGAAGGAAUUGUGCACUAACAAGCACAAAUUGGUCGGAAAUGAAGUUAUGUAUGUGGGUGAGAAUGCUUCCGCGUAUCUUCAAAAGAAACUCCCACCAAAGUUGAAGGAUCCUAGUAGUUUCACUAUACCAUGUACAAUUGGUACAACCAGUCUUUUAAUCCUUGCUUCUUUAGCUACGUAG